Molecule: messenger RNA, 2296 nt
Organism: Vitis riparia (riverbank grape)
Lineage: Eukaryota; Viridiplantae; Streptophyta; Magnoliopsida; Vitales; Vitaceae
Product: protein high chlorophyll fluorescent 107
Exons: 8
Coding region: 32-1987 (651 amino acids)
Biological process (GO): regulation of translation; mRNA processing
Cellular component (GO): chloroplast
Molecular function (GO): single-stranded RNA binding; protein binding; mRNA binding
Source: RefSeq, a predicted model, not a curated record
GACGUACAAUUUUAUCAGUUAAACGGAGAAAAUGCAUCUCAAGCUGAAGCUCUCUUCUUCCUCUUCUCCGUCCAACUUCUCUCUUUACUCUCCUGCUCAAAACCCUAGCUCCUCCAAAUUUUCCUUUAAAGUACCAAUUGUACCCCUCCACUCCUCACUCUCACCUCUCACCCUUCCUCCAUGCGCCUCCAAGGACUCCUCCUCCCCACUCCUCGAGCAAAAGCCUCAUUCCUCCGGCUUCGGAUCAGAGCCGCAGUCGCCGCCGGAAGUUCUUACGGUCCGCCGUCCGAUGAAGGAAUAUUCCGGAGACGAUGAUGAGUCCAGCGACGGAGAUGAUGUGGAUGAGGACACGUUCUCUUCCUCGCCGAUCGAUGCCGGACUUGCUGAAUUUGCGAAGAAGUUGCCAAUGUUUGAGCCGCAGAGAGCGGAGUUGAGCUCUGAGGAGAGGCCGCUUUUGGUGAAUUUGGACUUAGCGUUGUAUAGAGCCAAGGUUUUGGCGAGGAAUUAUCAGUUUGAAGAAGCGGAGAAGAUUCUGCAGAAGUGUAUAUACUAUUGGCCAGAAGAUGGACGGCCGUAUGUGGCUUUAGGGAAGAUCCUGAGCAAACAGUCGAAAACUUCGGAAGCUAGAGCUGUGUAUGAGAAAGGCUGUCAGGCUACUCAAGGUGAAAAUCCUUACAUCUGGCAGUGCUGGGCUGUGCUGGAAAAUAAGAUGGGGAACAUUAGGAGAGCAAGAGAUUUGUUUGAUGCUGCCACAGUUGCUGAUAAGAGGCAUGUUGCUGCCUGGCAUGGGUGGGCAGUUUUAGAGUUAAAACAGGGGAAUAUAAAGAAGGCAAGGCAUCUUCUUGCUAAAGGUCUUAAAUAUGGUGGUGGAAAUGAGUACAUAUACCAAACACUUGCAUUGCUUGAAGCUAAAGCAAAUCGGCAUGAGCAGGCUCGGUAUUUGUUCAAGCAGGCCACCAAGUGCAAUUCCAAGAGCUGUGCCAGUUGGCUUGCAUGGGCACAAUUGGAGAUGCAACAGGAAAACAACCAUACUGCAAGGCAACUAUUUGAGAAAGCAGUCCAGGCAAGCCCCAAGAAUAGGUUUGCAUGGCAUGUAUGGGGAGUUUUUGAAGCUAAUCUGGGCAAUGCUGACGUGGGAAGGAAACUUUUAAAGAUAGGCCAUGCAGUAAAUCGAAGGGAUCCUGUUCUCCUUCAGUCCCUUGCUUUACUGGAAUACAAAUAUUCAACUGCAAAUCUUUCUCGAGUGCUGUUCAGGAGAGCAUCCGAAUUGGAUCCAAGGCAUCAGCCAGUAUGGAUUGCUUGGGGAUGGAUGGAGUGGAAAGAAGGAAACAUAGCCACAGCAAGGGAAAUGUAUCAAAGAGCACUGUCCAUUGACUCAACUACUGAAAGUGCUGCUCGUUGUCUUCAGGCUUGGGGUGUUUUAGAAGAGAGAGCUGGUAAUCUUUCAGCAGCUCGGAGAUUAUUCAGAUCCUCCCUAAAUAUAAAUUCCCAGAGUUACAUAACAUGGAUGACAUGGGCCUCAUUUGAAGAAAACCAAGGAAAUGCUGUUCGUGCUGAGGAAAUUCGUGACCUCUAUUUCCAGCAGCGCACAGAAGUCGUGGAUGAUGCUUCAUGGGUUAUGGGGUUCUUGGACAUCAUUGAUCCAGCUCUAGACAGCAUAAAGAGACUAUUGAACCUGGACCAAAACUCAUACUACAGAAUCCCUGAUUCCUCACGAAACAUACCAGGAGCUAACGAAGACUCAUCUGGCCCUGGCCCUGGCCCUUCCUCUGGAAAUCCAGAUAGCAACGACACAGCAAGUGAAAAUGGCUUCAACCUGGACGCCUUCAUCAGGGAGAAAUUAUCCCUUGAUCCAUCAAAUCUUGAUGUUCAAAUGCAAACACAUGAGACUACUGUUCCAAGACGAGUUAAACUUCCAAGAAGGAUAAAGAGAUUAGAGAACACUCAGAGCCGAACCACGACAGCAGUGACACAAUCCAGAGUUUAAUCAGUUCCGUAUGGGGUUAUUGAAACUUGUGUCUGGCUCAAACUCAAGCCACAUCCUCACAUUCUAGCCAAACUACAAAGGCUGAAACAGCAUUACUUUUUCUGUAUAGUACCUGUGUACUAAAGUUAAAAGCAGAAUCUGUAUACAGUGAUUACAAAUCUACUUCUGUUAUACUACCUUUAAAGUUAAAAGCAGAAUCUGUAUACUACGAUUCCAGUGCACAAUCGGAUCUUUGUAAACUGUCCCUUUUCAGAAGAGAAUCAGAACAACACUUCUUUAGAGAAGACAUAAUAUUUUAAUACUUCCGUA